AUGCCAACAACAACACGCCAAGCUAAGGCCGCUUCCUUAAGGGUGUGCUUGCAGAGGACUUUAAGGAUCACCUACCGCUUAUCCUUCUGGCACAAGGUGGUGAAGAGGCUAUGGCAGUGCACACUGCUCAACAAGGAACUACUUUGCUGCAAAAAAGUUUAUAGCAGGCAGUUGACUUUGUACAUUUUACACACUAUGAGAGGAGCCCUUGAGGUCAGAGCGUUUCUUGGCGACUACGGGGGGGGGGGGGAACCCAUGUGCAAAGUAUGUUUAUGGCGAAGCUUCACCUUCUGCGCCCACACAAAAAAAGGAACUGCCCUUAGUAGACGUUUUCCCUGUCAGAAAUAUUUUGUUUUAAAGACAAUGCCUAUAUGUUACACUGCUAGACGACCAACCAACGGUCCACCUGCAGGCCCCAACCCGCCUGCCCCGCUUUCAUUACAGGCUGAGGUACUUGCUGCCAAUGUGGGUGCAGACGCCAAUGCCAAUGCUGCUGCAGAUACCAAUGCCAAUGCAGAUGUAAAUGCACCUGCAGGUGUCGCUCUUAAUGCAGGUCCUGCUGUCGAUGCAGUUGCGGCUGCAGAUGUCAUUGACCAUAUCGAGGCAGAUGUCAAUGGUCAUGUCGAGGCAGAUGUCAAUGGUCAUGUCGACGUCGGUAUCGAUGUUGAUGGUAAUGCCGGCCCCGAUGGUGAUGAGGAUGGCGAGGAUGACGACGUGGCAGAGCCAUUAUCCCCCGUCUUCUGCAUGAAGCCUGAUUUCGUUGAUGUCACCCAUUAUGAUGAUAUUCAAGGCGUAUUACAGCUGCCGCCACAGGAGCAUGAAGGCCUUUGA
Lobosporangium transversale is the source of this 831-nucleotide messenger RNA. RefSeq lists its product as hypothetical. The transcript is spliced from 3 exons. The coding region runs from base 1 to 831 and encodes 276 amino acids. The record is from RefSeq and is a predicted model, not a curated record. NCBI's taxonomy places the organism in Eukaryota, Fungi, Mortierellomycota, Mortierellomycetes, Mortierellales, Mortierellaceae.